AUGAAGAAGGGGAAAACCAAAGAGACGAUUAAGACGGUGCCGUUCUACAAACUGUUUUCUUUCUCAGAUUCUACAGAUGUGUUGUUGAUGGUCGUUGGCUCGAUCGGAGCUAUUGGAAAUGGUCUUGGUUUUCCGAUAAUGACAUUACUGUUUGGUGAUCUCAUUGAUACGAUUGGUCGAAACCUGACCAACAAGGACAGUGUUGACGUGGUAUCCAAGGUUUGUUUGAAGUUUGUCUACCUUGGACUUGGGACGCUAGUAGCAGCCUUUCUACAGGUGUCUUGUUGGAUGAUAACGGGGGAAAGACAAGCUGCAAGAAUAAGGAGUUUAUAUCUGAAAACGAUUCUAAGACAAGACAUUGGAUUCUUCGAUGCCGAAACAAACACAGGAGAAGUCAUUGGUCGAAUGUCUGGUGAUACUGUUCUUAUACUAGAUGCUAUGGGUGAGAAGGUUGGGAAGCUUAUACAGUUGGUUUCAACAUUCUUGGGUGGAUAUGCUUUAGCAUUUGCGAAAGGAUGGUUACUCACACUUGUUAUGUUAACCUCAAUUCCUCUUAUAGCCAUGGCUGGUGCAGCUAUGUCUAUUAUAUUCACCAAAGCUUCUUCUCAAGAACAAGCUGCUUAUGCCAAAGCAUCAACUGUUGUUGAACAAACUUUCGGCUCCAUUCGAACCGUUGCUUCUUUCACGGGAGAGAAGCAAGCGACGAGUAGCUACAAAGAGUUGAUAAAUUCGGCCUAUAGAUCGAGUGUUAAGCAAGGUUUCUCAACGGGUUUAGGUUUUGGAAUAAUGUUCUUGGUCUUCUUCUGCAGCUACGCUUUGGCUAUAUGGUUUGGUGGAGAGAUGAUACUAAGAAAAGGGUAUACAGGUGGUGCAGUGAUCGAUGUCAUGAUCACUGUGGUCGCUAGUUCUAUGUCUUUAGGGCAAGCAGCACCUUGUCUAACCGCAUUUGCAGCUGGUCAAGCUGCAGCAUACAAAAUGUUUGAAACCAUUAAAAGAGAGCCGUUGAUUGAUGCUUUUGACCUAAAUGGGAAGGUUUUAGAAGAUAUUACAGGCAAAAUCGAGCUGAGAGAUGUGCAUUUUAGCUACCCUGCAAGGCCUAAAGAACAGAUCUUUGCCGGAUUCUCUCUGUUGAUCCCUAGUGGCACAACCGCUGCUUUGGUAGGAGAAAGCGGGAGCGGGAAAUCAACAGUGAUCAGUCUGAUCGAAAGGUUUUACGACCCGAGCUCCGGCCAAGUGCUUGUCGAUGGUAUUGACUUGAAAGAGUUUCAGUUGAAAUGGAUUAGAGGAAAGAUUGGAUUGGUUAGUCAAGAACCGGCUCUGUUCUCUUCAAGUAUAAUGGAGAACAUCGGUUACGGGAAAGAGAACGCGACGGUGGAAGAGAUUGAAGCGGCGGCGAAGCUAGCAAACGCGUUUAAGUUCAUCGAUAAGUUGCCUCUUGGUUUAAAGACAAUGGUUGGAGAGCAUGGAACACAGCUCUCAGGAGGACAGAAGCAGAGGAUUGCUAUUGCAAGAGCUAUACUUAAAGAUCCAAGGAUCUUGCUGUUAGAUGAAGCAACAAGCGCUCUUGAUGCUGAAUCAGAAAGAGUUGUUCAAGAGGCUUUAGAUAGAGUCAUGGUGAACAGAACUACUGUGAUCGUCGCGCAUCGGUUAAGCACAGUGAGGAAUGCUGAUAUGAUUGCUGUGAUCCACCGUGGAAAGAUUGUUGAAGAAGGUUCACAUUCUGAGUUGCUCAAGGAUAGUGAAGGGGCUUAUUCGCAGCUUAUAAGGUUACAAGAGAUAAACACAGAAUCAAAUGAGGGUAUUUCUGAUGAUGAAGUGUUCGACAGAUCAAUCAGCAUUGGCUCAUCAAGAAGAAGCAGUAGGAGGCACUAUGAUGGUGAUGACUCUGUUUCCGUUCAAGACGAAGGACAAGAAAACACUGAGAAGCCUCAAGAACAACCCAAAAACGUGUCGCUUACUCGAAUCGCAGCUCUAAACAAACCGGAGACUCCGAUUCUCAUACUUGGAACCAUAGUGUGUGCAGCGGACGGCACCAUAUUCCCCAUUUUCGGGUACCUUUUCGCUAAAGUAAUCACAACUUUCUUCGAACCGCCUCAUGCGCUGAGGCACGACUCAAGACACUGGGCUAUGAUAUUCGUGCUUCUUGGUGUGAUUUCUUUGAUAGUGUACCCGGUGCAUAUGUACUUGUUUGCUGUAGCUGGAGGGAGACUGAUUCGGAGGAUAAGGUCAAUGUGUUUUGAGAAAGUUGUUCACAUGGAGGUUGGGUGGUUCGAUGAGCCUGAGAACUCUAGCGGUGCGAUGGGAGCGAGGCUCUCUGCUGAUGCAUCACUGAUCAGGACUCUUGUAGGCGACUCUUUGGCUCUAACAGUCAAGAACCUUGCAUCCGCAGUCUCGGGAAUGAUCAUAGCUUUCGUGGCGAGUUGGGAGUUAUCGAUUAUUAUCUUGAUAUUGAUUCCUUUGACCGGAAUCAAUAAUUAUGUUCAAGUUAAGUUCAUGAAAGGCUUCAGUGCAGAUGCUAAGACAAAGUACGAGGAGGCAAGUCAAGUGGCGAACGAUGCAGUUGGGAGUAUGAGAACUGUUGCAUCUUUCUGUGCGGAGGAGAAAGUGAUGGACAUGUAUAAGAAACGAUGUGAAGAUCCGAUUAAGUCCGGGAUUAAGCAAGGAUUGAUCGCCGGAUUAGGGUUUGGUGUGUCCUUCUUCGUUCUUUACUCUGUCUACGCUACUUGUUUCUACGCUGGUGCAAGAUUGGUCAAAGACGGAAAGACAACCUACGCUGGUGUUUUUCAGGUUUUCUUAGCUUUAACGAUGACAACAAUUGGUAUUUCUUCAGCGAGUUCUUUUGCUCCUGAUUCAAGUAAAGCUAAGAGUGCUGCUGCUUCCAUCUUCGGAAUCAUCGAUAGGAAAUCGAAGAUAGACUCGAGAGAUGAAUCCGGAACGGUGUUGGAGAACGUAAAAGGAGACAUUGAGCUUUGUCACUUAAGCUUCGCUUACCAAACUAGACCUGACAUUCAGAUUUUCCGUGACCUUUGUCUCUCCAUUCGUGCCGGAAAGACUGUUGCUUUGGUUGGAGAGAGUGGAUCGGGUAAAUCUACAGUGAUCUCGUUGUUACAGAGGUUUUACGAUCCGGAUUCUGGUCAUAUAACUCUAGACGGAGUUGAGCUCAAGAAGUUUCAACUGAAAUGGCUGAGACAACAAAUGGGACUUGUAGGGCAAGAGCCUGUUCUGUUCAACGGCACGAUACGAGCCAACAUUGCUUACGGGAAAGGCGGAGAAGAAGCAACCGAGACUGAGAUCGUAGCUGCCUCCAAGCUCGCUAAUGCUCACAAGUUCAUCUCUAGCGUACAACAGGGUUACGAUAGGAUGGUGGGAGAGAGAGGGAUACAAUUGUCGGGAGGACAGAAGCAGCGUGUGGCGAUUGCACGAGCCAUCGUGAAAGAUCCGAGGAUUUUGCUGCUGGACGAAGCGACGAGCGCGUUGGAUGCAGAAUCGGAGCGGGUGGUUCAGGACGCGCUUGACCGAGUGAUAAAGAACCGGACCACCAUCGUGGUGGCUCACAGGCUCUCGACCAUCAGGAAUGCUGACGUCAUCGCCGUGGUAAAGAACGGUGUGAUCGCGGAGAAAGGGACGCACGAGGCUUUGAUCAAUAUCGAACGUGGUGUUUAUGCUUCUCUCGUUCAACUUCACAUGAGUGCUUCUGUUUGA
Microthlaspi erraticum is the source of this 3702-nucleotide messenger RNA. Lineage: Eukaryota; Viridiplantae; Streptophyta; Magnoliopsida; Brassicales; Brassicaceae. The record is from the annotation of a GenBank genome assembly.